Molecule: messenger RNA, 807 nt
Organism: Olea europaea var. sylvestris
Lineage: Eukaryota; Viridiplantae; Streptophyta; Magnoliopsida; Lamiales; Oleaceae
Exons: 3
Coding region: 216-647 (143 amino acids)
Source: RefSeq, a predicted model, not a curated record
CAGAUAACAUCUAUGCUUAACACGUAUCACCACGCAUCUACUGUCAGUAGAACACAUAUGAUUUAUGAAUAAUAUAAUAUUCAAAAGAGAGAGAGGAGAGAUAAAAAUCUUGAAAAGUGUGCAAGCGUUGAGCAUAUCAGCAUCUUUUCCCUGCAAUAACUAUGUGUAAUUGUUGCUGCGAUUAAUUGGAAGCUUAAUUUGGAAGGAAUAAGAAAAUGGCUGCCAUGGAAGAACCAAUACUCUCAAGACUAAACCGACUGGAUAAUAUUUUGAAACAACUGGAAGACAUCAAGAGCCUUAACCAUUCUCCCAAAAGCUCGUGUGCAUCGACUUUCUCAAGUGGAACCCUCACAAGUGACGGCCACGCAUCAUCGGUGGAUUACUCGCCAAAAAGGUUGGAGAAGCGUUUCCGGCCCAUCAAUGAAGUGAUAUUAGAAGUCGAGCACAAGGGCACGCUCAUCGAAAGACUAGUCCAUCUGGAGGACCGCAUCUUGAAGAUUUGUUUGCAAUUAGAAGAAGAGCUGGAGGCGGAAAAGCACAGAGACGAGACAGCCUCAGCAGAGAAGAAUUCACCUAAGAAGGUCUUGAAGAAGAUGCUGAAAACUUGUGUAGGAGGAGGAUACAGGAAGCAUAAGAUCAAAGAUUGAUACAGACAGUUCUUUUAUAAGUUCUUUUACAUUAUUGUCUAGGAAAUGACUGUUUAGGCAUAUGAUGCAAAUGUGGUAAAGACGUGAAGUGUUUGAGCAUUUUGUGUGUGUAUGUGUGUUUGUCUUACAAUACUUUAAAGACUAUGCUGGUUUACUUGUA